GACUCGCUACCAGGCUUCCUGUCUCUCCGUCUAAGCGUAUCUCUGUCUGCAGAAGUAACAGGCGCCCUCCCCAGUGGGCUUCUGCUCCCAACCCUCACAGAGACACACCUGCGCUAGAAGCAGAAGGGAAGAGGGACCCAGGCUGGGAGGCUCUGCCCUUUCUUCGGGGGAAGGCUCAGGUCCUUGUCUGCCUCAGCAAAGCCACAAUGGGGCUGGGGACCUCUCUUAGGCACCUGUUCUUGGUGCUGCAACUGGCGAUGCUCCCGGCUGGCACUCAGGGAAAAACAGUGGUGCUGGGUGAGGCAGGAGACCAGGCAGAGCUACCCUGCCAGGCUUCCCAGAAGAGGAGCAUGGUCUUCAGCUGGAAAGAUUUUUCCCAGUCCAAUAUUCUGGGGAGUCAUGGCUUCUUCUUGCACAAAGGUAACACUGAACUGAGCCAUCGAGUGGAAUCCAAAAAAAACCUGUGGGACCAAGGAUCCUUUCCUCUGAUCAUCAAGAAUCUCCAAGUAACUGACUCGGGAACUUAUACCUGUGAAGUGGAGACCAAGAAGCUCGAGGUGGAACUGCAGGUGUUCAGACUGACUGCCAGCUCGGACACCCACGUGCUGCUGGGACAGAGCCUGACCUUGACUUUGGAGAGUCCCUCUGGGAGCAACCCUUCUGUGCAAUGGAAGGGUCCAGGGAAUAAUAAUAAGAGAGACGUCAAGAGCCUGUCACUGGCCCAGGUGGGGCUGCAGGACAGUGGUACCUGGACAUGCACUAUCUCCCAGAGCCAGCAGACACUGGAGAUCAAAAUACCCAUCGUGGUGCUGGGUUCUCUCCCUCCCCCUCCAGCCUUCCAGAAGGCCUCAGAAACAGUCUAUGUGAAGGAGGGGGAGCAGGCGGAGUUUUUCUUCCCACUCACCUUCGAGGAUGAAAAUCUGAGCGGGGAGCUGACUUGGCAGCAGGCGAAUGGGAAUUCUUCCUCCCAAUCCUGGGUCACCUUCACCUUGAAGAACAGAGAGGUGAGGGUGAACAAGACUCACAAGGACCUCAGGCUCCUUGUUGCGGAGAAGCUACCGCUGCAUCUCACUCUGCCUCGGACUUUGCCUCAGCACGCGGGUUCUGGAACCCUGACCCUGGAUCUCACCAAGGGGAAGUUGCAACAGAACGUGAGCCUCGUGGUGAUGAAAGUGACUAAGUCCCCAAACAGUCUGACCUGUGAGGUGCUGGGGCCCAGCCCGCCAAAGCUGACCCUGAACUUGAAGAUGGGGAAUCAGAAUAUGAAGGGCUCAAAUCAGCUGAAGUUGGUGACACAGCCGGAGCCCAAGGCUGGGAUGUGGCAGUGUCUGCUGAGUGACAAUGGCAAAGUCCUGCUGGAAGCCAAGAUCGAGGUCUUGCCUUCAGAGCUCACCCAGGCCUGGCCAAAGCUCCUGCCCAUGGUGUUGGGGGGAAUCGCAGGUCUAGUGCUUUUCACUGUUUCCUGCACCUUCUGUGUUAAAUGCUGGCACCGCAGGCGCCGGGCAGAACGGAUGUCUCAAAUCAAGAGGCUCCUUAGUGAGAAGAAGACCUGCCAGUGCCCCCACCGGCUCCAGAAGACCUAUAGUCUCACCUGAGGCCCUGACCAGGAGGAGUUUCUCACCUGCAACCUCCCCACCAGGCUCCGCUGCCCCCCCCACCCCACCCCCGCCACAUCUCCUAUCGGGCCCCUGGGCCUGGGGACCAGAUGAAUGUAGCCGGGGCCUGUGGCCGCCUCCUGCCCUCCUGUCGAGGGGGCCUUGGGUCUGCUCCUCCAGAUGCUCUCCUCCUCGUCCCCAUUUUCUACUCCAACCCUAACCCUUCUCUGAUGACUUCUCUCUCGACUCUCUCCAUCACCACUGGCUCGGAUCCUGGGCAGCACGAGGGACCAGCCCAGCCUGGCCUGGAGGGUGAGGUUGGGUGUCCGCAGCAUGAAGCUCAAGACUGUCUUUGUACGGGGAGAGGACCCUGGGACCAGAGAGGGCAGGGACUAGCCCAGGAUCACACAGCUAGUCAAGGACAGAUUCAGAUCCAAAGUUCCUCCUGACUGCCAGCCAGCAGCAUUUCAUUCUGCCUGCAUCUCACUCUGCCUUGGCAGAACCACAGACGCACAUCCUGACCUGGGCACAAACAGGCACCCUGGGCACACUCGUGCACAGACAUGAUUCCUUAUCACCUCAGCAGCACGGCUCUGUUUACAAACCAGUUCCUUUGGGCUUGUUUGUCUAUGGGCUUCCCUGGUGGCUCAGACGCUAGAGAAUCUGCUUGCAGUGCAGGAGACCGGGGUUUGAUCCCUGGGUUGGGAAGAUCCCCUGGAGAAGAAAAUGGCAACCCACUCCAGUACUCUUGCCUGGAGAAUCCCACGGACAGAGGAGCCUGGCAGGCUACUGUCCAAGGGGUCUCAAAAAGUCGGACACGACUAACAAUGUCUAUUUCAGCCUCAUGAAAAUCCUGCAAGGCUGGGUAGUGACAAGACCAAGACUAGCAUCUCCAGUGGAUAGACCAGAAACAGAAGGCAGAGAGGUACAUGCUUGCUUAGCUUCACACAGCUAGUAUGUGGACUAGCCCAGGUCUCUUGACUGCUAGUUCCACUGCUAUCUCUUGAAUAGAGGGACAAAUACCCUGCAGGUCUCUGCUGCUGGCUGGUCACAGAUGCCUGGUAUGUCCCUUGUCCCUCCAUGGGAGCCCUUCUGGCAGGGAGUUUGCCUCAGAGAGUUCAGGAUCAGGCAGGAGGGCCUCCCUGCCUAGAAUCCCUCCUUGGUCCCCUGCUGGCUGCAGAAUCCUGUUACCAGGGAACAAAACCUGCAGUUCUCUUAAUCAGGGCACAGGCCCUGUGGGAGAGAGUGUCCAGUGACCGCCACUCACCCUCUCAGAACCUUCUGGAAGGUGAGUUUUGCCCGGGGCGGGGGAGAGGUGGGGAGCUGGCUGGAAACUGAACCCUCUGAGGGCACCUCCUGUGAAGGGUGAUACCCAUGGGCCUCAGUCUCCCCACCCUGCACCCCCUUCUUUCUUCUCCCAAAUGACUCAGGAUACAGAAGAUCUCGGGGUUACAAGUUUUCUUCUUCUUCCUCUUCUUGAUCCAUUUCUCCCAGGAUCCCCAGCCUUCUCUGCCCCACUCUCCUCCCUUCCUUUCACCUCCCGCAAUCCCUACCCUUUUCCCUUCUUUUCUUUCCAAUUUGCCUCUUUCAGGAAGAACACCCAGCUGUCGCCAGGGGUCCCCAUGGCUUGCUUGUAUUCCUGACCUAUCCCCACCCUGCCUCCCUGAGCUGACAGAAAAAUACAACAGACUUAACUUUAA
Molecule: messenger RNA, 3295 nt
Organism: Bubalus bubalis (water buffalo)
Lineage: Eukaryota; Metazoa; Chordata; Mammalia; Artiodactyla; Bovidae
Gene: CD4
Product: CD4 molecule
Exons: 10
Coding region: 207-1595 (462 amino acids)
Biological process (GO): T cell activation; interleukin-15-mediated signaling pathway; immune response
Cellular component (GO): external side of plasma membrane; membrane raft
Molecular function (GO): MHC class II protein binding; protein tyrosine kinase binding; coreceptor activity
Source: RefSeq, a predicted model, not a curated record